CACUUCCGGCGGACCCGGAAGCGCCCCUACGGGCCUCUGCGGUUAGGAAGUCGUGAUGGGGCUGCUGUGCUCGGCUCAGACCCUCGCGGACCGUGGGCGCAGGCCCGUUCGGGGCUGCUGACGCCCCGGCGAGCGAGGAGCCGGAGCGGCUGCUGGGACAGUGGGGGGGGGGGGGGCCUGGAAGCGCGCUCCUCUGGUGCUGGCGCCGCCCCGCCUCUAGGAUCCGCCCCGCCCCCGGCCUGGGCGUAGGGACCUGGGUGCGCUCUGCCAGGUUGCCCCGCCGCCCCGCCGCCCCGCUUCGGUGGUCUCGGAAACUGGGAGGAGCGGAUAUGCGGCCUCGGGGACCACAACAUCUGCCAGCGUCAUCGUGACUCUCUCUACCCAGGUUGUCCAAACGCUGACGUGGAACGACCAGUUCUGAAUCCUCAUGGAGAAGUUCGGGAUGAAUUUCGGGGCUGGCCCGAGCAAGAGGGACCUGCUGGAGACCAUUGAGAGCCAGAAGAAGCAGCUCCUCCAGUACCAGGCACGGCUCAAGGAUGUGGUCCGCGCCUAUAAGAGCCUCCUGAAAGAGAAAGAGGCUCUGGAGGCCAGCAUCAAGGUGCUAUCCGUAUCCCACGAGGCGGAUGUGGGCCUCGCAGGUGCCCAGCCUCCAGGCCACACCUCUCCCGACUGCGUGGAUGACCGGUGCUCCACUCACAGCGAGGACAGCACUGGGACCGCCACCAGCUUGGACACCACGGCCAGUCUCACUAGCACCAAGGGUGAGCUUGGGGCAGAAGAUGACAGGCUGGCCCGUGGGCCACCACCUCUCAAGUCUGAAGAGGCUAGUGGGUCCGAGAGUGGUGUUAGCACUAGCAGCGGGGACGGACAGCCGGCGGGCGGGGAGGUGGACAAACGAUUGCACCAGUUGAAGACUCAGUUGGCCACUCUGACGAGCUCUUUGGCCACAGUCACCCAGGAAAAGUCCCGCAUGGAAGCUUCUUACCUGGCUGACAAGAAGAAGAUGAAACAGGACUUGGAGGAUGCCAGUAAAAAGGCAGAGGAGGAGCGGGAGCGCCUGGAGGGAGAAUUGAAGGAGCUGCAGGAGCAGAUAGCAGAAACCAAAGCCAGACUCAUCACGCAGCAGCACGAUCGGGCCCAGGAGCAGAGCGACCAUGCCGUGAUGCUGCGGGAGCUCCAGAAACUGCUGCAGGAAGAGAGGACCCAGCGCCAAGACUUGGAGCUCCGGUUGGAAGAGACCCGAGAAGCCCUGGCCGGGCGGGCACACGCCGCUGGUCAGAUGGAAGGGUUUGAACUGCAGGCUAAGCAGCUGACCCGCGAGGUGGAGGACCUCAAAGCUGAGCUGCAGGCGCUUCGAGCUGAGAAGAGUCGGCCAGACCCCCGGCUGCAGAAGCUUCAGGAAGAGGCCGCCUGCCUCAAGAGCCAUUUCCAGGCCCAAUUGCAGCAGGAAAUGAGGAAGACAGCCCUUGCAGAGGAUCAACUCCGCCAGCAAUCUCAGCUGGAAGAGAAGAGGGUGGCAGCCCUGGAGAACCAAAUAUCCGAGGUGUCGGAGCUGCUGGGCACCUAUGAGAAAGCCAAGCAGAAGGACCAGCUGGCCAUCCAGAAGCUGAAGGAGCGCAUUCUGCAGCUGGACCUGGAGAACAAGACGCUGGCUCUCGCAGUCUCUAGCCGGUCCCCUCUAGACAGCCAUGCAGAAGAGUCCAGUCUGGAUGUCAAUGUCCUGAAGGACAAGAUGGAGAAGCUGAAGAGGCUGCUGCAGGUGGCAGCCAGGAAAAGCCAGGUGACCUUGGAUGUGGAGAAGCUCUGCCACCUGGAGAUAAUGCCCAGCUCCGAGGCUGCGGACGGGGAGAAGGCUACUGCGCUCUACUACCAGCAGGAGCUGAAACAGCUGAAGGAGGAGUUUGAGAGGUACAAGAUGAGGGCCCAGGUCGUCCUCAAGAGCAAGAACACCAAAGACGGCAACCUGGCCAAGGAGCUGGAGGAAUCCCAGGAGCAGCUCGCGGAGCUGAAGGAGAAGUACAUCUCGCUGCGGCUGUCCUGCGAGGAGCUCGAGCGCCAGCACCAGCAGGAGGCCGAGGACUGGAAGCAGGAGCUGGCCCGGCUGCAGCAUCAGCACCGGCAGGAGCUGGAGCGGAGCCAGCUGGACUUCAGGGACCGCACGCUGAAGCUGGAGGAGGAGCUGCACAAGCAGCGGGACCGGGCCCUGGCGGUGCUGGCCGAGAAGGACCUGGAGCUGGAGCAGCUGAGGUCGGUGGCGUUGUCUUCUGUGCUGCCGGGACGGAGAAGCCCUGUGGGUGGUGGGGAUCCCGGGGACCCCGCUGAUGUAGCUUCCCCUGAUAACCUGACCCAAGCACUUCAGCUUGCUGCGGCCAACGAGCCCACGUUCUUCCUGUACGCCGAGCAGUUGGCCCGCAAGGAGGUGGAGAUCACAUUCCUGAGGAAGCAGAAACACAGGCUGGAGGCGGAGGUGCAUCAGCUGCAGGAGCGGCUGCUGGAGGAGGGGGAGCGGCACCGAGAGGAGGUUGGGGUUCUCCAGAGCCACAUUGAGAAGAACACCAGGGACCAGAGUCGGGAGGGAGCCAAUCUGGAGUACCUCAAAAACAUCAUUUACCGCUUCCUGACCUUGCCGGACAGCCUGGGCCGCCAGCAGACGCUCACGGCCAUCCUGACGAUCUUGCAUUUCAGUCCAGAGGAGAAACAAGUGAUAAUGCACCUCCCACCCAGUGGUAGCUGGUGGCCUUCUGGCAAGAGAUGAUGUCAUGUCCACUAACUCCUGAAAUUUCCGUGCCUCGUACGUGGGAAGAGACGGACUCCGGUUUCUACUGCCGCUUCUCUUACCUUAUCGUUUUCUUCGGUGUUGAACUGGAAGGAGUCUUCAGAGUGGGGUGGGACAUUCUGCCAAAUGCCAUUAAUGCUGCUUUAUCCACAGGCCCUAGAGAUCCUGGAAGUGUUGGGACAACAUUUGGUGGUGGUGGUGGAUGGUGGUGUGUGUGAGGAGGAGAGGUUAAUAUUGAGGGGUGCAAAAGUUGGGGAUGUGGUAGGAAAAUAUUUGAAAAUAAGACUUUUUAUUUUUUAUUAUUUUCAAAUAUUUUCAAAUUAUUUUUUGGCACAGAGCUAGGAGUAAAUGUGUUUCCAAAGGGAGUUCAGGCAGUUUCUAAACACUCACAGGACCAGCUGUUUUCUCUAACAUCACCUGAAUCUGGCCCACCGCUGCCCCAAUUAUCUGGGGAUAUAAAUCCAGGCUGGAGAGGGGCCGUGAAGUUUGAAAUAGUGACAGGUUGUCCACUAGUCCAGAGGGCCACGGAAUAGUGAGUUCAUCCUGGAACUGGGAAGCUUGGUCUAGUUAGGACUGGGUACAACCUAAUCAGUCUGCACAAAACACACUUUGACCACCCUAGAGAAAAUCCUGAGCACCAGUUUGAUCUUAGGGAUUUCCUGAGUGACCUGCUUGUGGCCUGGAUAGGAUUAUAAUAGACCUUUCACACUUGUCCCUCCCUUAACCAGCCUGCCUAUGGUUGACCUGCGAUUUGUAAGUAAAUGGCUGCUACCUUUUCUUCAAUGUUGAACUUGCAUUAAGAAAAAAAUCUGCCCAGCCAGUCUGGCUCAGUGGUUGAGCUUGGAGCCAGGAGGUCUCAGUUCAAUUCCUGGCGAGGGCACUUGAUUGGAUUUUGGGCUCAAUCUCCAGUA
Messenger RNA from Pipistrellus kuhlii (Kuhl's pipistrelle), 3687 nucleotides. It is a transcript of the gene GCC1, whose product is annotated as GRIP and coiled-coil domain containing 1. The record is from RefSeq and is a predicted model, not a curated record. Gene Ontology annotation, cellular component: Golgi apparatus. The transcript is spliced from 2 exons. The coding region runs from base 428 to 2755 and encodes 775 amino acids. Lineage: Eukaryota; Metazoa; Chordata; Mammalia; Chiroptera; Vespertilionidae.